Molecule: messenger RNA, 1449 nt
Organism: Erigeron canadensis
Lineage: Eukaryota; Viridiplantae; Streptophyta; Magnoliopsida; Asterales; Asteraceae
Product: putative F-box only protein 10
Exons: 1
Coding region: 83-1213 (376 amino acids)
Molecular function (GO): protein binding
Source: RefSeq, a predicted model, not a curated record
CCCAUAAAAUCACCAAACCCUAAAUAUAAAAAGUUUUAAAAAAAACUAAUCCAAACCAUAUCCAUCACCCCCAAAAUCAAUAAUGUCGGACCACAUACCUUUCGAAAUCCAACAGAAAAUCAUGAAAAAACUUCCGGUGAAAUCAUUACUUCAAUUCCGAACAGUUUCUAAGGAAUGGAAGUCUCUCAUCGAUAGCGCCGACUUUAUCCUUGGAUACAACAACGAACAACAGCAGCAGCAUCAUCAUAUACUUGUCAGGUACGAUGAUUCACAAAUUCCCGGAGAAGAACAAUUUGUUUCCAUUAUUGAUGAUCAUACUUUCCCUCAAUGUAAGUCCUCCCCAACCGUUCCCAUACCCCUUAAGUUACUUAAAUGCACAAUUAUCGUGGGUUGCUCUCGAGGCUUAUUCUGCUUGUAUAAUUUUUAUUCUGAUUAUGCUAAAAAAAUGGCUGUUAUUUGGAACCCCGCAAUUAGAAAAUCUGUUGCUAUUGCGGUUCCUAAUAUCUUGGAUCCACCGAAUGUAACUGUUAUCGGUUUUGGGGUUUGUCCAAAUACUAGUGAUCUUAAGCUUGUGAAGUUCGCAUAUGUUUUUGAUUCGUUGGAUUUAAAUUUUGAGAACCCUUCUUGGCAAGCUGACGUUUUUACGCUAAGUUCAGGGGAAUGGAGACGUCUAGUUCUUAAUCUACCUUCUAACUCAAUAAUGGCGGUGACCCAAAAUCAGGUGGAUGUAAAUGGGUUUAUUUAUUGGCGUUAUAUUGGUAAGAUUUCUGAGGAUGAGGUUGAUAUGAUUAUGUCGGUUGAUAUGGCUGGUGAAGAAGUUACACAAGUAUGCCUGCCGGCUACUUUAGCUCUCAAAACCGACAUUAAUUUGUCUAUAUCUAAGUUGAGGGAGUGUCUUGUUGUGCUUGAAUGUAAUACAAAGGCCGAGAAACGAGUUUAUGGUGUCUGGAUGAUGAUGGAGCAUGGUGUUCCGGAAUCAUUUACAAAGCUAUACACUAUCAACAUACCAGAUGCAUCAAUAAGAAAUGUUCUUGGAUUUAGGAAGAGCGGUGAAGCUCUAAUUGAACUUGUAAAUUUAGAUGAUACUGAUCAGGAUCCGAUUGUUGUUUAUGAUCCCUCUUCAGGACACAUCAGUAAUAUAGGGAUUUCCGGAGUUGGGUACUCAUGCUUUGCAAGUUCGUACAUGGAAUCACUACUUUUGCUUGAUCAGUGAGACUAUUGUAGUAACUAUUUAGGGUCAAAGAUAAUUGCAGCAUCACCAAGUGUCGUGCUUAAAACAUAAGGUUUGGAGCAGGCAAGCAACUGAGCAAGAGUUGUGAAGAUUAAAGUGCAGUCAUGGUAGUAUAGAUUAAGUUAGAGUUAAACCUUAGAUGCUUUUGUUAUAGCGGAACUGAUGUUCAAACACCUAUUAUGUUUAAUUUUUACAUAUUUUGUGAAAUUAUUCACACA